Medicago truncatula (barrel medic) is the source of this 2599-nucleotide messenger RNA. Its product is annotated as methyl-CpG-binding domain-containing protein 2. The transcript is spliced from 7 exons. Bases 1718 to 2314 code for a protein of 198 amino acids. The record is from RefSeq and is a predicted model, not a curated record. Gene Ontology annotation, molecular function: DNA binding; zinc ion binding. NCBI's taxonomy places the organism in Eukaryota, Viridiplantae, Streptophyta, Magnoliopsida, Fabales, Fabaceae.
UUACUACCGAGGUUUUUAUUGCACUUUUUCCCUCUCUUUUCCACGUCCCUCCUUUCACUACCCUACACCAUGUACUCCUGCGCAUGUUAGUCUUCACCAUUUCCAAAUUAAGAUCUUCUUCAACAACUGCUUCAACUUUCAAUUUUUGUAUAAUCUAAUUUUCUGAAGCUCUGCUAACAUGCGCCGUAGAAACACAGCCGUUUGAUCUCUGUCGGAUUAUUUGUUCUGACAACGUUGUCAAAUCAUGGGUUUUCAAUUUUAUGUAAAAUAGAUUCACCCAUUUUUCUCAUGGUAAAUUCCCAAGUUACAUUGCAGCAAUGCUUCACUUUUCAAUUUUUGUUAACGGUUGUUGCAGCUUAGUGAUGGUUUUGUUGAUACGGAUUCCAAUACCUCCCGAAGAGGUUGUUGCAUUUCUGUUGAGAUGCUGUUUUCAAGCGAAAUCAGCAAGUCAUCUAAUUGAUGCACUGAAUGCAGAGGGGGAACAUAUAGAUGUCAUACUAGCUAAAGUUGGCCUUCCGAAGAAGGGUAUGAGGGUGUUUAAGUACAUGGCACGAGACAAAGAAUUGUGCAGAAUUCCUAUUAUAAUGAUGUCCACACAAGAUGUGGUAUCCGUUGUUGUUAAGUGCUUGGGAUUUGGAGCAGUAGACUAUCUAGUAAAUCCUUUAUGCACAAAUUGUUAAGGAGUCCCACUUCAAAUAGGAGAUGGUUUGACAAUGUGUUUAUAAGUGGGGACAAAUCCUCACCUCACAAGCCGGUUUUUUGGGGUUGUGUUAGACCCAACCACAAUUUAUUUCCAGGAGGGUAUCAGAGUCUCCUCCAAGAUCCAUCAGGCCACCUACUAUCGGGUUUCUUCCAUUUAGCCAUCCACCAUUUUUAUCCACGCUCUAGAUGUCCCAUUUUGGGCGUGAGGGGUGUCUUAAAGAGACGCACAUCAGAUGGAGAUGGUCUGACAAUAUGUUUACAAGUGGGGGAAAUCAUCACCUCACAAGCCAUUUUUGUUGGGUUGUACUGUCCAACUUCAUAUCUAUGGAUCUUCAUAAUGUGUGAUUCAUUCAUCCAUUAUUAAUUUCUCACCAACUUAUCGUAAACAUUGGCCAAUAUUAAAUGGAUUCAUAGGACUGACUAAUGUGUAUUUACACCUUUGUUUUGUUCUGUCAACUUUCACCAUCACAACCAUUGUAUUUAGAAAUUUAUAUGUGUGCUUGUUAUCAUUGUUAAUUAAAGAAAUGUUACUUUGUUUUCACAUGUGCUAAGUGGUGAGACGUACGAGCUCCACGUCGUCGCCACUAAACUUGGUGCUCCAUAUUCAAAGGCCAUUUCGUCUCUGCUGUGCGUGGUCAAGAUAUUGAAGGAUUGUGUGAGAGUAGAGCGAGGUUCUUAGAAAGUUGAUUUUAUUAUUUGUUUUUUCAUUAUUAUUUUCUCAUCGGUUGGAUUAAUCCAACAGUUGACAAUAGGGAAGGAGAGGUAGCGUGAGAGGACAUAGCAGGAGGGGAUCACAAUCUGUUCUAUUGUGGGCGCAGCCCAGAAUGGGACCAGGCCGCACGAAUCGGUUUUGAAAAGGCCCACUAGAGUUAUUUCUUUUUUUCUUUAAAUGGGGCAUAAUCAGCUAAAGUCAAAAUUUUGAAUAACCUUAUACAGAUCCACAGACAAACAGCCCUAUCAUAUUUUCGGUCCUCACUCCCUCCCUCCUACAUAAGCUCUUUGCCUGGUUCAAGUUAUGGACGUAACAGGUUCAAGUUUGCCCAAUAAUCAACAAAGAAAUCUUCCUGAAGCUGUGCAAGCAUUUGGUUUCAGUGUUCGGUGUGACUCCUGCGCUAAAUGGAGGUUAAUUCCAACAAAGGAAAAAUAUGAAGAAAUACUUGAAUAUAUGGGUCAGAAUUUUUUUUUUUGUGAAAAUGUUUGUGAGUGGCGACCUGGUGUAUCUUGUGAUGAUACAGAGGAUAUUUCUCCGGAUAGCGGUGGGAUUUGGGGUUUUGACGAGCUAGGCACUCCGCAGGCUCCAGAUGGAUGGCAGCGACUGGUACAUUUCAGAGCUGAAGGAAGCAGUCAACUUGGAGAUGUAUACUAUGAAGCACCAUCAGGCAAGAAAUUGCGCUCAAUGCCCGAGGUCAAGAAGUUCUUGGCAGAUCAUCCAGAGUAUAUGACAGAUGGUGUAACUCUUUCGCGGUUCUCAUUUAAAAGACCUAAGUCGCAAGAAAGCUAUGUGAGGAAGCGCUCUCAUGCUAAAUCGGUUGAACAUAAGCAAGGGAUUCCUGUUAGCCGUCCUGCAAAAAAGCGAGCAACUCAAAGUUUCCUCCAUAAAGAUGCAGUUUAGUGGAGAAAGAAGUCAACUGAAGGACCUCAUCAAAUUUCUAAAUCCCCUAUUUUUGCAUUGAUUUUGGUGUAAGAUUGUAUCUUACUCUGUAAUAUUUCUUUUGAGUGGAGAAAUGUAUGAUUUUUGGAUUAUUGUGCAUGGUGAUAUGUGUGGUGCAUGAUUGCAUCUUACUUUUGUUAAAAAUGAACUGCAAAAUUGGAGAAAGGCAUAGUUUGACAUGUAUUCUGCGGUAUGAACUGAGCAUACCGAAAACGUGUAUGAUAUACUAUGACUUUGAGUUGAGAA